Molecule: messenger RNA, 2234 nt
Organism: Scleropages formosus (Asian bonytongue)
Lineage: Eukaryota; Metazoa; Chordata; Actinopteri; Osteoglossiformes; Osteoglossidae
Gene: ccm2l
Product: CCM2 like scaffold protein
Exons: 10
Coding region: 98-1948 (616 amino acids)
Biological process (GO): heart morphogenesis
Source: RefSeq, a predicted model, not a curated record
CGGCACUCGGGACGCAGCCGCAGUCUGCAGCCCGGAGCCAGACUGGAACUCCUCGACCGUGGCGUUGACCGGCGGCCUGCGACCGCAGACCGGAGGGAUGGAGUACGAGCCCAAGAAAGCGAAGAAGGGCUUCGUGUCCCCUAUCAAACGCCUGGUCUUCCCGAAAUCGGGACGUAGGCAGGUCGAUAAGGGCAGCUUAUACAGAAGACCCCUCCACACUGUCCCGCUGUACCCACCAGAUUACCUCAUUCACCCUGAGAGGCUCAUCUUCGAUUACGUGGAGAAAGAGGUGAAGUUUCUAGGUCAUCUGACUUGGGUGUCAUGUUCCUUGAACCCAUCCAGCCGUGACGAGCUGCUGCAGCUAUUGGACACGGCCAGGACUUUAAAGGUGCUCUCCUUUAAGCUGAGCCCCGAGCAGGACUGCAUCCUAAGCCUGUCGGCUCGCUGCCUGCUGCUCACCUGGCGGGACAACGAGAAGCUGCUGCUGCGCAUUCCCACACAUGAGAUCGCCGCUGCCUCGUACCUGCGAGACGACGCGCUGCACCUCCUAGUGCUCAAGACGGGGCUGAACGUGGACACGGUCGUCGCGGACUGCUGUUUGGACAAUAAGCCUGGAGGUAUUGAGGGGCGACGGCAGACUAUGAGCAACAGUGACCCGCGACCAGCAGGGGGAACCAUGGAGCGCCGGCACACCAUCUGCGGCCUGGACUGGAAGCCUUCCUCGCGACACGAGCCCAAACAGACAGGAGGUGUUGGGGUCCAGGCUGGGGUGCAAGGAGCAGGCGGUGGUGGGGCUGGAGAUGAGGGAAGCCUAGAGCACAAGCGGGUGGGAGGGAGCUGGGAGCGCCGGCAGACCCGCAAAGCAGGAGGGAGCUGGGAGAAGAGGCCCAUGAGCGGGAGCUGGGACCGGAGGCCCGUUGGGGGAAGCUGGGAGAGACGCAACACCGGCGGCAUGGGCGGCAGCUGGGAGAAGAGGCAUGCGGGCAAGCCAGGGGGCAGCUGGGAGAGAAAGCAGACCCAGGGGGGUAGCUGGGAGCGGCGGCAGGCCUGCACGGGCAGCUGGGAGAGGGGCAAGUCGUACGGGAGCUGGGAGAGACGCAACCACAAUCCCCUGGAGCCGACGCCCUGUCCGGAUGCGUACUGCAACCUGGUGAUCCUGGCGGUGGAGAACAGGGACGCCGCCGAGGAGUACUGCGCUUUGAUUUGCCAGAUGUUCCAGAUCAUAUACGGUCACGAGAGCAUCGAGUGCGUGGACCGGGCCGGCUAUCACUACGCCACCCCCGGGCGCUACUGGCUGCAGCGCAGUGACAGCUGUCUCACAGAUAUGACAUAUGGCUACGAUGCGGAUUUCAGCUGCUGCAGCUCUUUUGACGGCUCACAAGAGGUCUUCGACCCCUACUAUGGCGAGAAUUACAGCGAGGGAUCGUCCCUCUCCCUGCAGGACUCCUGCCGCAGCCAGGCCUCUCUGCACAGCGACCACGAGCCCAGCAGCGAAGGCUUGCAGCUCAUGCAGGAGUACAUGAUCACGCUGAGAAGCAAGCUGAAUCCCCUAGAGAUCCAGCAGUUUGCCCUUCUCCUGCGAGAGUACCGGGUGGGCGCCCCCAUCGAGGAGUUCUGCUCGGGCCUCCUGCAGCUGUACGGGGACACCAGGAAGUUCCUGCUGUUGGGCAUGAGGCCCUUCAUUCCAGACAAGGACGUGGGUAUCUUUGAGAGCUUCCUGGAAGGCAUCGGCAUCCGAGAGGGAGGGAUUCUGACGGACAGCUUCGGCCGCAUCAAGCGCAGCAUGAGCAGCACCUCCGCUACAGCCGUGCGGGGCUACGACAGCUGGUCCCUGCCAUCCGGCUCUCAGGACUUCAACAGGAAGAUCACCGAUAUCACACACGACAUCGAGGCUCUGGGCUUCGAGGAGGGGCACGGUGACAUCGAGGAAGAAGAUUACUACCUUUGAAAAAAGAUUCAAUUUCUAAGGCCUCGUACAAACAUUUCCUAUAUUUCAAGUAUGUCCUUUUUCACUAUAUAAUAUAGCUGGAAGAGGCAUCGUAGCACUAAAAAUUUCAGCUCUGUUGCGGAGCUUUGUGACAGUGAAACUGAUUAAAAAUCUUAUGAAUUUAAAGUGUAUGCAAAUGCUAGUGAAUACUAUCAUCAAGGCCAAAAUAUUUAACAGAAACUAAUUACCAUGAAUACAAUAUUGUAUUUUUUUCUGUUCUCUGCAAAAACUGUAGAAACUUGGCAGA